Aspergillus welwitschiae is the source of this 1863-nucleotide messenger RNA. RefSeq lists its product as uncharacterized. NCBI's taxonomy places the organism in Eukaryota, Fungi, Ascomycota, Eurotiomycetes, Eurotiales, Aspergillaceae. The record is from RefSeq and is a predicted model, not a curated record. The coding region runs from base 1 to 1863 and encodes 620 amino acids. The transcript has 6 exons.
AUGACACAACCACCGAUAUCCUCUCUGAUCCGACGAUAUAGUAUGAAAGCAGAGCACGAGACGCCUCACAAUCCGCUCACUCAGGCUCUAAGCUCUACGAUCAAACACCAAGAUGAAUUAGAAAGGCAGUCCCAGCGCCAGGCCGAAGAAUGGACCAAAUGGCUCAAGUUCGGGGAAGCUACAGACGACGCGGGUUUGAAGCGGUUAGAUGACGGUCGCAGGAGCAUUGUGGAGAUUUGGCAGCGAUUUAGGGAGCAUCAUCAUGAACUUCCAGCAGUGGGCGCCGGCCAGCUCGUCCCAGAGGUACCGAAUAUUACAACGUUGAGAAACAUCGUCCAAGACGCCCAAGUGGAAUGGCAAGCUAAAAGAAGUAAAGGAUUGGGAAAGAUCAAAAGUUACGUUGCAGACUUUUUGGAGAUGAUGGACGAUCAUUCUUACCUGUUCAAAUUCAUUCCGACCGGAGAUAAAUACAUCAGCCUCAUCACGGGUGUCGUAUCGUCGGUUGUUAAGAUAUGUGCCAAUUAUAAGCGAAUUGCUGAAGGGUUCUUUUCCGCCUUGGUUGACCUCAGCAGUGAUGUGAGGCUGGUCCAAAAGAAGACAGAUAUCUGGGACAGCCCGGACAUGAGGACGCUCGUGGUUGACUACUACGUGAUGGUCUUCGAAUUUCUCUGCAACGCAAUGUCAUGGUUCAGUCGACCACGUCAUCGAUAUCGGACGAUCCUGGAUAGGAGUUCCUAUGAUCACGAAGUCAGGGACUUGAGAAGCAGGUCUUGGGAAUCAACAGCAAGCUGGGCCAAGUUCUGGUCAAUUGACGCCUCUGGUAUUGAUGUCUCUGGCAAAUUUCUCUAUCUUCACGUUGUGGGGAGUGGAAGUCGUGGCGAUAGCCGGGAUGCGACGCAGGCGAAGCUCCAUCACUUCGGUCAGCUUGUAGGAUCAUGUUCGCUGGAAACUCUGCAGGACAUUGAGAAAAAUGCAGAAUACGUUCGACAGUCGGUGACGAUAGGUGAGAAGCCGGUGAGCCCGAGAGAUGUUCAGCCGAUAGAUGUUCAGAUUGCAGAAGUCGAGACAUUGAAAGAUGAGUCAGACUCUGACGCGGACAUGACUUGCACGCGCUACGACAUUCAGAAAGCCACGUUGUCAUUCGCAGAAUACACAGAGGAUGGCAGAGAAGAGCUUUCCAAUGCGCUCCGGGGAAACCCAUCUUCAUUGCUUCCACAGGAAGUGUUGGGUGAGAUUCAGAACUGGGUGCGGAGCCCCCAAUCCAAGAUGAUCUGGAUAGAGGGGGAUCCUUUGUCCUCUUAUGGUUCCAAUCUCUCCUUGGCAGCCAUGCAGCUGUGCGCAAUUAGCACCAGGGCACAUAUUCCCUAUAUCUCGUUCUUCUGUAAGCCAAGGUAUGAUUUUGCCACGAAUUUUUCGAAUCAGGAAGCCUCUGUCAUCGCGUUGUUGCACACCAUCAUCGCACAACUUACGCGUCUACUUCCCGCAGACUUCCACGGUGCUCCGAUACUCCUGGGGCAGUUUGAACUUCUUGACGGGGCGAUAGGGACUGCCUCCACUGCAUUGAACAUAAUCAGAGAGCUCUUGGUGCAUGCACCGCCAUCAAUUAUCUGGGUCAUUGAUGGACUUCAUCUGGCAGAGAACAGCAGUACCAUUCACAUCCUUGACGACUUUGUGGCCAUACUGCGUGAGCAGGAGAGGUUCCGGCUUUCCAAGGUAUGCUUUACGACUGAUGGAAACAGUCAUACCUUGUUGCCGGCUAUUAUGGUGAAUGAGCGAGUAGACGCCUCCCGAAUGGCUCUAGCAGGACCUAGAAGACACUUGUAUGGAGGGGGGGACAUCUUUGCCGAGAUGAAUAGUUGGUGA